UUGCGCAGCCAGACAGAAAGGGGGCUCCUGGAAACAGGCGGCAGGGAGCUGAUGGAGUGACACAAAUGGACAGUGGAGUCGGAGCUGGGCUGCUGCUCGGAAUCGGUUCCUGCAGCAAAGUGAAAGAAGUAGUUUGAAGAGAAGGAAAGAGCGAGGGAAAGUAUGGCUGUGAGUAAUUGUUUCCAUCUGGAUCUAUGCAAACUUGCGAGCGCUCGGUGGCUGUUUGUGCUUCAUCUGUUUCUCCAAGGUUUGGGACCCGUGCGGUCACAGGGACAGUACAACAGCGAAAGGGGCAUCUCAAUCCCUGACCACGGCUUUUGCCAGCCCAUCUCGAUCCCCCUGUGUACGGACAUUGCCUACAACCAGACCAUCAUGCCGAACUUAUUGGGACACACGAAUCAGGAGGACGCCGGCCUGGAAGUUCAUCAGUUUUAUCCGCUGGUGAAAGUGCAGUGUUCGCCCGAGUUGAAGUUUUUCCUCUGCUCCAUGUACGCCCCGGUGUGUACGGUGCUGGAGCAGGCUAUCCCCCCGUGCCGAUCGCUGUGUGAGCGGGCCAGGCAGGGCUGCGAGGCGCUCAUGAACAAAUUCGGCUUCCAGUGGCCUGAGAGUCUCCGAUGCGAAAACUUUCCCAUCCACGGAUCUAUCGACCUGUGCGUCGGACAGAACAACACGGAGAAAGGGAGUCCGACCUUGGAUCCCACCCAGUCUUUGCCUGACGCCGGCACCAUUUACCCCCGGGGUUACCCCAGCAGGGAGCAGUUCGUUUGCCCCCGGGUUUUGAAAGUGCCCACCUACCUGAACUACCACUUUUUGGGCGAGAAGGACUGCGGGGCUCCCUGCGAGCCCUCCCGAAACAACGGCCUGAUGUAUUUCAACGAGGAGGAGCUGAAGUUUGCCAGGAUUUGGAUCGGGAUCUGGUCGGUGCUGUGCUGCGCCUCCACUCUCUUCACGGUGCUGACCUACUUGGUGGACAUGCAGAGGUUCAGUUACCCCGAGCGCCCCAUCAUCUUCCUGUCGGGCUGUUACACCAUGGUGGCCAUUGCCUACAUCGCCGGCUUCCUACUGGAAGAGAGGGUGGUCUGCAACGAGAAGUUUGCAGAGGACGGCUACAAGACCGUUGCCCAGGGAACCAAGAAAGAAGGCUGCACUAUCCUCUUCAUGAUGCUCUACUUCUUCAGCAUGGCCAGCUCGAUCUGGUGGGUGAUCCUGUCCCUCACUUGGUUCCUGGCAGCCGGGAUGAAAUGGGGUCAUGAGGCCAUCGAGGCCAACUCGCAGUAUUUCCACCUGGCCGCCUGGGCAGUGCCGGCCAUCAAGACCAUCACCAUCCUGGCCGUGGGCCAGGUGGACGGGGAUGUGCUGAGCGGGGUCUGCUUCGUGGGCCUCAACAAUGUGGACGCGCUGCGGGGCUUCGUGCUGGCGCCGCUCUUCGUCUACCUUUUCAUCGGCACCUCCUUCCUGCUGGCCGGCUUCGUGUCCCUCUUUCGCAUCCGGACCAUCAUGAAGCACGACGGCACCAAGACCGAGAAGCUGGAGAAGCUGAUGGUCCGGAUCGGCAUCUUCAGCGUCCUCUACACCGUGCCGGCCACCAUCGUCAUCGCCUGUUACUUUUACGAGCAGGCUUUCCGCCAGCAGUGGGAGAAAAGUUGGGUCAGCCAGGCUUGCAAAAGUUACGCCAUCCCCUGUCCCCACAGUGAGCAUCCCCACAUGAGGCCGGAUUUCACCGUCUACAUGAUCAAAUACCUCAUGACACUUAUAGUGGGCAUCACCUCAGGCUUUUGGAUCUGGUCUGGUAAGACUUUACAUUCAUGGCGCAAGUUCUACACUAGACUCACAAACAGUAAGCACGGGGAGACGACAGUGUGAGAAGCUUUUUAAUCACCAUUCCAAGAGGGAGGGAGAUGUGACAGACUAUAUUUCAAGUACUGUACAUUGUAAAUAGCACUUGUAAGAUUUUUGUAAUUAUAUAUUUGUAUUUAAAAUAUCACCUCCAGAGGUGUAUCUUGUUUCCCCAAUGUGUGGAGGAUUUUUUUUUCUCUUCUUGUGGGGGAAAGCACUGGUUGUUUCAGUGCUCGGAAACCAAGGAUUGUCGUAACUCAACCUGUAGUCGAACACCGAGAAGGAACUGCAAAUGAGUCAGACUCGAAAGUUAAUCCUGGUGCCUGCCAACUCGCAUGUCUGAAUGUUGAACCUUUCGAGACAUAAAUUGGACCUGGAGGCAAUGGGACAAUUAGUCUUACCCCGGAAUGAAAGGCUUCCCUUGGGUCCUAACGCCAACCAUGCUAACAUCGCUAUUUGUUACACAACUUUAGAACAAUUGAAUCGAAGGGUAAAUUAAAAUAAAUUAGACUAAAUAAUGGUUUUAUGCAUUACUUUCACCUCUGGACACCAAUGUUACAAUCUAGCAUGAUCCAAAUCUGACGGGUGUCCUGCUUCCCAAAUAGUAAAGUUAAUUAAUUUUGGUUGACUUACAUAUUAAUCUAUCCCAACUGGUUUUGUAAAAAAUGCCAGAUCAAAAUGAGUCUGAAAUUAUACAGGGCGUAGGAGCACUUCGUUUUGCUAUUUAUUUUGAUUAAUUCCUCAAUUGCCAGUAGUAAUUUCAUUGGCUGGUGCUCCAGUAAAAAAAAAACUCAAUUUAAGUUAAUUUAGCCAUAUUGAAAGAUCACCCUCAAUGCAUCUUUGUUAUAGAUUGUUUUGACUUGACUUUGCUUCAACACUUUUGUUGGAGAGAUUUUCUGUAGGAUCACAUAAAGGAAUUGUUUAAAAGCCUAAAAAAACAGGUGGCAAUGUUUAUAUUUAACAGGCAUUGAACAGCUGAAUAAGCAAAAUUAAUACUCUUGGUAGCCUUUUUUUGUUUUUUUUUAAGAGCAGGGGGAAUGGUGAACGUCAGAAUCAUGUAAACGGGAUUGAGCUGAGGGUAAUGUUAGGACCCAGAGGUAGUGUUGUUAUGGGGUAGAGCAUAAUAAGACUCAAAUCAAUGUUUUAUUAGUGCUAAAAUGAGCCCAUUCCCAUUCUAUUCCCAGUGAGUGGUCCAGAAAACAGAUUACCUGUAGAAAUAAUCUGUAGUACCAUACCCAGCACAUUUAAUCCAUUGAUUGAAGUUUGGGGCAUUUGUCUGAAAAUGGCAAAUGCCUUUUUCUUUUCCAUUGUGCGAUAUUACAAGCAUUUUAGUACAAGCAUUUUAAAAGCACCAUAACUGCACAUACAGACAUUUUUAUUGUACUGUAUUUUAAGAUAAUUUGCAUGAUUGUUAUCAAAUAAUUAAUAGGAGUCUGUAGCCAUAACACCAUACAAGCCUGUACUCAUGGUUCAAAUUCAUUAUUGGCUUCAAGUCCCCGAUGAGCAAAAAUUGUCUGAACUUGGUAUUCAUUUAUUCUUGUUCACCAUUACAGAAUCCUUUAUAUUUAUAGAUCAAUAGAAAAGUUUAUAUAUUCCAUAUUUUUAAUUUCUUUGAAAUAAAACUUCCAACUUUUUGUACAAAAA
This is a messenger RNA of Carcharodon carcharias (great white shark), 3480 nucleotides long. RefSeq names its product frizzled-1-like. The coding region runs from base 163 to 1863 and encodes 566 amino acids. The transcript has 2 exons. The record is from RefSeq and is a predicted model, not a curated record. Gene Ontology annotation, cellular component: plasma membrane. Gene Ontology annotation, biological process: non-canonical Wnt signaling pathway; canonical Wnt signaling pathway. Gene Ontology annotation, molecular function: Wnt-protein binding; Wnt receptor activity. NCBI's taxonomy places the organism in Eukaryota, Metazoa, Chordata, Chondrichthyes, Lamniformes, Lamnidae.